AUGAAUCGAUCAACCAGAAGAAAGCGACUGGCGUGUGCAGAGUGCACCCGGCGAAAGAUCAAGUGCGAUAAGGUCGUGCCGUGUCGGAAUUGCCGACAUAAAGGCAGCACCUGCUAUCGCUCACCACACAUCUCUCCUUACUCGCGGGCGACUGCCGGAUCUCCACAGAUUACCCAGCGCAGUGGAACCCGCCCAACGGAACUGACUGGAACCCUCGCUGCCUGCCUCAACGAGCUGCAAACUACAUUGCAGGCAGUGAGGACGCACGAGAAAUCAAGCCCCAGCUUUAAUGACAGCGAAGUGUCUUUUUCCGCGGUACCGGAAGGCAUAUCGACUCGAGCACCGUCGGAGGUGGAGAAUGCCAGUCCCUGCCGCGAGACGGCCGAAGUGGAGGAUGCCGCGACAAUCUUGGAAUUUUUGGCAUGGGGCCGACGGAAAGUCCCCGAUUUCGACGGUCUAGUUGGAGAUCCAAAUUGCACGCCUGCACAGUCACCCGGAGAUGUAUCACUACAGGGUGGCCCUGCAGACCUUCCUCAGUUGCGUUUCAAGGAUGACGCGUCUUCACUUCCACUCCUACAGCUGUUGCUUCCCGAGCCACCCACUUUACUGCGAAUGGUUAAUUACCACUGCGAAUGUCUUCUGUGGUAUCACGCUUCAUUUCAUGGGCGCAUAUUCCAGGAAGAAGUCGAUGGUUUUAUCAAAAAACACCAUGGCCGUAUUGAUAAGCAGGAUGUCGAUCUUCAGUGGGCUGCGCUUCUCUUUGCUGUGCUGGCAGGAAGUUUGAUAUGUGCGCCCCGUUCAGUGUCUACUUCGUGGGGAUUUCAAGAUCCUGAACGUACCAAUUUGGCUCAUCGGAUUUUCGAAGCUGCCCUGGUCUGUCUGAACCUGGCGGAUUUCACUGCUUGCCAUUCCUUAUAUGGGAUCGAGUGUAUUGCAACAAUGACAAUAAGCGCUCACUUGCUGGGUCAUUCUAAUAGCCACUCUGUCAAGCUUGCAUCUGCUGUCCGGAUCGCGCAGAGCUUGGGUAUGCACCAACUAGGCGAGGAACCCGAUGAACAUCUAAGUAAUCCAGUACGGAGGGAGAUCGGUCGACGAUUAUGGACGGAGCUAUGUAUCCAGGAUUGGUUUUCAAUUCCCUUUUCAGAAAGCUAUUUGAUUCAUCGCCGAGAUUUUAAUACGGGCAAGCCUCGAAAUUGCAUGGAUGAUGACGGAAUGACCCCUGUCCCAGACAAUAUACCAACUCCUGUGACCUACCAUCGUUUCCUAUACGACAUUGCAACACUGAUGCCCCAGCUUCAUGACGACCUAUCUGCAUCGCACACAUUGUAUACAAAAUAUGAGCAUGUCAUUCAAUACGACACCCAAAUGCGCACAUUGGUCAGCAAACAUAUUCCUUCAUGCCUACGCAAUACUACUCUCCAGCCAUCUUGGCCGUGCUACGUACCUUGGGCACGGCACUGCCUGACUAUUAGCUCCGCUCACAAAAUUAUCAUGAUUCAUCGCAAAUUCCUCUGGUCAAGCUUCACCAACCCGGCUUUUACAUUUACCCGCAAGACCUGUAUCGCCGCGGCGAAAACCAUAAUUCGGGAGCAGAAGCAACUGGUUAGGGAGGAUGGACCGGUACUCUGGAUUUAUCAUGCGUUUAGCGUGGCAGCGAGCGUAAGUAUCCAGCGAUCGCUUAAUGUCCUACUACAUGGAUACUUACCUCACUCCAGAUCAUACUGUGCUUGGAUCUUUUCUUCCAUCCGCUCCCUGAAUGUGAUCAACGAGAGAAUCGCGAGUUAG
Molecule: messenger RNA, 1785 nt
Organism: Penicillium riverlandense
Lineage: Eukaryota; Fungi; Ascomycota; Eurotiomycetes; Eurotiales; Aspergillaceae
Product: Zn(II)2Cys6 transcription factor
Exons: 2
Coding region: 1-1785 (594 amino acids)
Biological process (GO): regulation of DNA-templated transcription
Molecular function (GO): DNA-binding transcription factor activity, RNA polymerase II-specific; zinc ion binding
Source: RefSeq, a predicted model, not a curated record